CCACUCCCACUCCCACCCAACCUAAACCAAUACUUCGUUGCCUCACCCGCACCCAAAUCUCCCGUUUCCCUCUACUACCCAAACCUGCAUCAGUGGCGGUGCUAUGUGAAAGAAUGUUAAUCAUGACAACCGCAAAAGGAAGACCAACGUCGGCGCCAAAGACCUCUGUGGAGCCGAAGUUGGCGAGCUUAAUUACUACGGCGCAGCUUUUAGUUUUUAUUUAGUUGUCAUGUUUUUCCUCUUUUUCAGUUUUUCUAAUUAUACUUUUUUUAUUUUAUUUUUAUUAUAAUUUUAUUAAAGAUUAAAUAGUUUAUUCACAUGAAAAACGAUUAUAAUUAAUAUAUUUUUAUUUUUAUGACUAAUAUUAACUUUUUGUUGAACAAAAAAUGGUUAUUUAGAGGCAUGUCUAAUUUUAAGAAUUCGUUUUUAAGUACACGAGAUAUGCUUAUGCAUGCGUUGGCAACGAGCACUAACAUAUCCGAUGUUCGUGUGGCACGAGCAUAACAACCAUGAUUAAUUAUUGCACCAAAUUAACAGUAUUUGUGCACUAAAUCAAUGUUUUCAAAACAUUUAUAAAAUUCAUCCUAAAUUUGAAUAGAAUCUAUAUACUAUUUUAAAACUUGUAAAUAUAUACAUCUUUUUUAUCUACCACAAACUAAAUGGAUGGCUUCUAGUUAUGAUACCAUAGAAAUAUCUGACUCUAGCUAUUUAUUAUCUACCCAUCUCCCUAUUUCUCCCCACUGCACUACUACACUAGUACUAAUUCACCAUAUUUUUUCACAUAAAUUCCACUAUUGUCAAAAAUGGAUUCCUUGUCGAGCUUAGCAAAGGGUGGCGGCGAUGCCAAGCCUCAGCCCGCCGAGGAGAAAUCCGCAGCCGCCGAUCUUCUGACGAGCGCCAAAGAAGCAGGGGCCGCGGCUCAAUCCGGGGUCACCAGCGCGCCGGCAAAAGCCGCCGGCGCAGCCGCAGACCUCCUCGACGCCGCCUCGGAAUACGCCAAGCUAGACGAGAGCAAAGGAGUGGGCAAGUACGUUGAUCAAGCGGAGAACUAUCUCCGCGACUACAGCAAGCAGCCCGCGGCCGCCGGAACUGAAGGCGGCGGAGCAGGGGAUUAUAUCAAGAAGGCGCAGGAGUUCUUCACCCAGCCGUCCGAAGGCAGCGCGGCCGACAAGAAGGAACCGGAAAGUGGGGAGGGAGGCUUGCUCAAGGCCGCCGCCGGUUUCUUUAACAAAUAAGAAUCAUUCAGCUGUUUUAUUAAUAAUUCCUUUUCUUUUGUUUAGUUGUUGAUGUUGUUGGCUUGUUGUUCUAGUGUUGUUGUUGUCAUGUUUCAUGAAGCUGUAAUAAUGGAUUGGGUUAUGGUGUA
Molecule: messenger RNA, 1363 nt
Organism: Salvia miltiorrhiza (redroot sage)
Lineage: Eukaryota; Viridiplantae; Streptophyta; Magnoliopsida; Lamiales; Lamiaceae
Product: nodulin-related protein 2-like
Exons: 2
Coding region: 804-1235 (143 amino acids)
Biological process (GO): response to heat; regulation of abscisic acid biosynthetic process
Source: RefSeq, a predicted model, not a curated record